Molecule: messenger RNA, 973 nt
Organism: Cyprinus carpio (common carp)
Lineage: Eukaryota; Metazoa; Chordata; Actinopteri; Cypriniformes; Cyprinidae
Exons: 3
Coding region: 110-973 (287 amino acids)
Source: RefSeq, a predicted model, not a curated record
GAAUCAGUUCGCAAGUAUUUGCUCGUUCGCCGCUUGUGUUGUCCUGCAUUUGCGAACACUGGACAGCAACUUAACCUGUUUGUGUUGACAGCUGCUGAAGUCCUGUGCAAUGUCUCGUCGAAAGCAGGCGAAGCCCAGAUAUCUGAAAGGUCAAGAUAGAACGUUAAAUACAGAGGAAGAUAGCAUGAUAGUGGGGAAGAAACGUUGCUCCUGGGAGAGGAGAAAAGAAAACAAUGAGGAGAGGGAAAGAACUGAAAAAGAGAAGGAUGCAGAUGCUAAAGAGCACAAAUGUGCAAGCCUACAACAACCAGAAUCAUUCACCCAACAGAGACUGAAGUACUGCCACAGUACAGCAAAUCAUAAUGUGGAGAAAGAUGAAGCAUGUUGUUUGGCUUUGCUUCUUUCCCCUGGUCCUUCCUCCUCUGACCAUGAAGAUGGAUGUGACCUUGGAUUCAUGAGAGACACAUAUAAAGAUCAUCAGAGUCUUGGUCAGUGUGGGAGGUCAAACACCCCUUUGCCUGGCAACAGUUUAGUAGCUCUUAAAAUAUCCCAACAAGAUAUCAGUAGUGAGACCUUCAUGAACAGCAAACAGGGCUUGAGUAAUCAAUAUGAACAGGGUAGUGCUAUACCCUCCCAAGAUCUCUCUCUUCCAAAUGAUCCACUGAAUUACAUGGGGGACACUAAGAAAAGACAACCUCCAAAUUGUGCUGCACAAGAUCAGUCAGCCCUCUCAAUGACAGAGCGCACCUGUGCCACCUCACACAUGUCCAGCCCAGCCACUAAAAAUACUGCAGAGGUGGCAUUUAGGACAAUGGCUUCUGCAGAAAAGAGAAAGUGUCAUUUUAACGCAAACAGUUGUUCAGGAAUCUCCAAAAAGCCCAAGGUUUUCAGUCAUUGUGUUCAUUGUCACAACCACAUGAACCCCAGAGCACAUCCACAGACCCAAAACAUGGAAAAACAAGAUCCGCUGUAG